AUGGUAAUCACAUCAUCUGCUGCGAGACCGCCACCACGGUCCUCACAUUCACACUCGCAUUCUCAGUCACAUCGAUCAUCUGCCAGACCUACCACGACUCCAUUGAGUCCCCAAAGAGUUGCGGCCUCCGUGGGUCAAGCUCUUCCUCCAAACUCGAACCCGUUUUUACGAUCGCCUGCGCUUGCUACACAAACUGAGGUUCGCACACCAAGUCCCAAUUACUUUGGCCUCAUUGUCGACCCUGCCAGUGAUCCAAGAGAUUCUGGCGUUUUACCAAAAGACAAUUGGAGUCCUCCUUCGUCUUCCAUUCGAUCUUUCGGUGCACCUUCUCCUAAACACAUACCCAUAGAUGCGAAUCCAGAAUUCGAAGCUUUCAGAAGACAGACAGAAGAAAAGCAUGGUUUCAAUCUCAGCCAUGGCAAUCUCGCAUAUUUUGCUUCAACUCCCAGCGCGCAACCACGACCAAAACCCGAACGUAAACCUGUCAGGACGGAGACACUGGAACAUCCCUCACCAAGAUCUAGACCACAACAUCGAGAUGGAAUACCAGAUCCAAUGCAGUUGGACAGUGGCCGCCAAGGUCGUCAAUCUCCCGAAAAGUCCUUGAAUGCUCCCUCAUUCUUUGAUAUACCUCGUCAGCAAUCCCCAGUGAACAUGAAUGAGCCAAAUCCUCCUCUUCAACGCAAUGUUCUCUCCAGCCUCGAUGAUCGACAUCCUCGACUAUCACUACCACAGAACAAGGCUGAUCCUCCGUCUCCUCAUCUGAAACUACAGACUCGUAACCAACACCCUCGUGCGGAUACUCUUCCUUCCUCUCUAGAAGACGGGCCAGUCUUAAUUUCUGUGGGACAAUUGAGAGAUAUCCUGAAAGGCGUUCCUGUAUCUCAAUUUCUUCUUCUAGAUCUCCGUGUGUUCCCUCAGUUCUCUCAGUCUCGCAUACAAGGCGCCUUAAACUUAUGCAUACCGACCACUUUGUUGAAGAGGCCUUCUUUCAACCUCCAAAAGCUUCAGGACACAUUCACAAACGAGACCGAAAAAGCUAGAUUCUGCCAAUGGAAAGCUGCGAAGUAUUUGAUAGUGUAUGAUGCAUUUUCGUCCGAGAAGAAAGAUGCAACUUCUGCGGUUAAUACGCUAAAGAAAUUCUCAAACGAAGGCUGGAAGGGAAACUCGUACAUUCUCAGGGGCGGCUUUGCCGAAUUCCAUAAGCAUUACCAGCAAUUAAUUGACAACGGAACGAAUCAGGACCCACAAGCUUCCAAGAUUAACCUCUCUCUAGGAACUUCAGGUCCAGGAGUUGCACCUGUUGCUGGUGGUUGUGUGAUGCCUGCGACCAAAAACGCGGCAAAUCCUUUCUUCAGUAAUAUCAGGCAGAACCAAGAUCUUAUUGACGGUGUUGGACAAAUGGACGUCAAGAUACCAAAGGAGAUGGAGAAUGCACCAGACAAUCUUCUUCCCAAUUGGCUUUUGAAAGCUACCGACAGACGAGAUCAUGGAAAGCAGGUUUCAGACAAGUUCUUACGCUUAGAGCUCGCUGAGAAGGACAGAAUGAACAAAGCUCUUUCUUCAGGAGUAUCCUAUGGGUCCCAAGCCGCCAAUGGUAAGGAUGUCCAACUUGCAGGUAUCGAAAAAGGUGGCAAGAACAGAUACAACAACAUCUGGCCAUUUGAACACGCUCGAGUCAAACUCCAAGGACGUGCAGAUGGGGCUUGUGACUACGUUAACGCAAGUCAUAUUAAGUCGUCGCGUAGCAAUAAGCAAUAUAUCGCUUCGCAAGGACCCCUGCCUGCUACUUUUGAGGACUUCUGGAGCGUCAUCUGGGAUCAAGAUGUAAGAGUCAUUGUUAUGUUGACUGCGGAGUCUGAAGGUGGUCAACUGAAGUGCCAUUCUUACUGGGGAAGUAGAGAGUAUGGAUCAAUGAAGCUUAAGGCUCUUUCGGAGAAGAAAGUGUCUUUGGAUACGAAGAGGCAUCGCACUCCAUCAGAACGCCGAGACUCUGGCCGUCGACGGGCUAUGACCACGGCGGAGAGUACUCCUGGCCCAGCUCUACCAGAACCUCCUUUCGCCAUUAUCAGGAAAUUCACUUUAGCUCAUGCUUCUCAUCCGUUCUCUCCUAUGAGAGAAAUCACCCAGAUUCACUAUUCAUCUUGGCCAGACUUUGGAGCACCAGCCAGUCCCGCACAAUUGCUUGGCCUUGUCGAAUUGACCAACAUGAUGCAGCAAGCAACAUUGGCACCAACACAGUCGCCUCGAUCAGACGAGCCUGAGUCUGGAGAAGUUAAUCGACCUAUGCUCGUUCAUUGUAGUGCGGGAUGUGGUCGGACUGGCACAUUCUGUACCAUCGACUCGGUCAUCGAUAUGCUGAAGCGUCAACGGAAGGAGCACAAGAGUGGCGUCACUCCUAUGGAGGUUUCGUCAGGAGAUUACAUGGGUAAAGGCAAAGAAGAUACGGUAUCUGGGGAUUGGGUAUUUGACCAAGACGUGGACUUGAUUGAGAAGACCGUUGAGGAUUUCCGCGGCCAGCGCAUUAGUAUGGUCCAGAGUCUGCGGCAGUAUGUUCUAUGCUACGAAACAGUACUGGAAUGGAUCGCCCAACAACAAUUCGAAUCAAGCAGACCUAAUAGAGAACGAAGCGGUAGUGAUAUUGGGGUCGAGAGACGACCGUCAUGA
Messenger RNA from Mollisia scopiformis, 2667 nucleotides. RefSeq lists its product as uncharacterized. The record is from RefSeq and is a predicted model, not a curated record. Gene Ontology annotation, molecular function: protein tyrosine phosphatase activity. Gene Ontology annotation, biological process: protein dephosphorylation. Bases 1 to 2667 code for a protein of 888 amino acids. The transcript is spliced from 2 exons. NCBI's taxonomy places the organism in Eukaryota, Fungi, Ascomycota, Leotiomycetes, Helotiales, Mollisiaceae.